AGUGGACCGCCUCGCAACGUAACGCGCCUCGGCGCGCGCCGGCGAAGCUCACGUCGAGGUAGGCGCUGCUCGAAUCUCGGCGUCGGCCGACGACGGUCGUCACCCAGAAUUCCUCGCGCGAGCGUCAGUUGGAAAGAAAAAUGGCGAACGGAGGUGCCGCGGAGUGCGAACCGAGCGAUCUGACGACGGACGAGGUUGAGCGGCUCAUUGAAGCGGUGAGAGAGCGCGAGUGUCUUUAUGACGUCGGUUCUCUAGAGUACAGGGAUUCCAAGCGAAAAAAGAAUGCCUGGGAGUCCGUGCGCAUUGCCUGCGGCAUGAAGUCCGGUGAGGACGCACAAAAAGCGUGGAAGCGUGUACGCGACAGGGCAACCACCAACGUAAAGGCACCACCUGUGGGCGACACAGCACAGUGUCUAUUAAUGGAAAUGGUGGAAUCUUCUCCUGACGACUCGACCAUUCCCACUGACUUCGAGCCUGCCCAAAAAGAGCUGCAGUGCAGCCCCGAGGCUGCUGUCCCAGCCACGCCGUCCACCUCGAACGAGGCGUUUGCCUACUCUGUAGCACAAUCUCUAGAUCGUUGGGACGAGGUCACCAGUGCCCAAUUCAGGGCUUGUGUUAUGCAGAUUGUGUAUGAGUAUUAA
Molecule: messenger RNA, 641 nt
Organism: Ixodes scapularis (black-legged tick)
Lineage: Eukaryota; Metazoa; Arthropoda; Arachnida; Ixodida; Ixodidae
Exons: 4
Coding region: 141-641 (166 amino acids)
Biological process (GO): regulation of transcription by RNA polymerase II
Cellular component (GO): transcription regulator complex; nucleus
Source: RefSeq, a predicted model, not a curated record